Paecilomyces variotii is the source of this 979-nucleotide messenger RNA. RefSeq lists its product as hypothetical. The record is from RefSeq and is a predicted model, not a curated record. The transcript has a single exon. The coding region runs from base 26 to 706 and encodes 226 amino acids. NCBI's taxonomy places the organism in Eukaryota, Fungi, Ascomycota, Eurotiomycetes, Eurotiales, Thermoascaceae.
UCAACUUUCGCAAAGAAGAAAGAAAAUGUCUCUACCACCAUAUAGUACCAUGGCGACCCAGCGCGCAGUGAAUCACCGCUGGUUCCAGGACAGGAUGGAUGAACUACGAGACCAACUGAGAGGACUUUCCUCCAAUGGUCGAGGAGCCAUUCUCGAAGACCCAAGCAUCUAUCCACCUCCGCCCUAUUCGCUUGCAGAGGAGACACUCAAUGUACCAGAGCAUGAAGAGCAUGAAAACGAGACUCGUGCCCCCGUCCCAAUCACCAUUCGCAUUGACGUAUCUACCAACAUCAUCGGACAUGGGAAUACGAUUGUCAUUCCUUCUCUCUCUGCUGGCGCUAGCAGUUCGAAUUCCGAGUCCGGGGUUUCUCAACCGGAUAUAGAAGUCGCAGGAACGAUGCCGACGAGCGUACAGCAAAAGAACCGGGCGAAAGUAACUGAACUCACUACUGCUAUUAUAUCCGCUCUUCAUUCCUCGGGUGUUUUGGACAAUGGAACCAAUGGUAGUAACCGCGGCUCUGUUGAGAUCGAUAUCAAGGGGGGUAUUACCAUUCAGGGAAACAAGAACGUUGUAUGCGGUAGCAUUGCCGGGAGAAAUGGCAGCGGGGACAUUGCGCAGGCGGCAAAAGAGGUGGAUAGGUUUGCGCACAUUAUCGAGAGGAAGAGAAGGGCUGUAUCGGUAUGUCUUGUCCUCUUAACAUGUUAGUAUGGGAUAUAUUCUAAUGGGAUAAUGUAGGAACCGGUCGAGAUCCCGAGAGCGAAGAGAUUCGGCUCUGGGCAGGGUAGAAGUCGUUCUGCAUAACGCAUAUUGGUAUGAGUACAAAUUCUGUAUAAUCAUAUCGUUCCAGAUUGUGUUUUGAAGGAGGAGAGCAGGGGGGAAAGACCGGAAUGUCCGGCUGAUAUCAUUAUCAUUCGCCCGGAGCGAAUUGACAAAAGUCAGAUAGUUCAAAUGAAUUCAUUCCCUCGAACGAGAAACGAG